Messenger RNA from Lolium rigidum, 2629 nucleotides. Its product is annotated as transport inhibitor response 1-like protein Os04g0395600. Gene Ontology annotation, biological process: SCF-dependent proteasomal ubiquitin-dependent protein catabolic process. Gene Ontology annotation, molecular function: protein binding. The transcript has 5 exons. Gene Ontology annotation, cellular component: SCF ubiquitin ligase complex. NCBI's taxonomy places the organism in Eukaryota, Viridiplantae, Streptophyta, Magnoliopsida, Poales, Poaceae. The record is from RefSeq and is a predicted model, not a curated record. Bases 446 to 2173 code for a protein of 575 amino acids.
GUUCGCGGCGCGUUUAUGGGUUAGAUCUGGCGGUCUCGGCGCCGCGGAUCUGAACUGCUGCUGCUGGUUUCGGGGGCGCUGGAAUCGGGCCGGCAGGUCGCCAUCCGCCCGCCUCGUUUCGGCCGGUCUCCAUUCUGGGUGGCCUUGGGGCUCGCAUGCCUAAAUACGGUAAUGGAUGGCUGGCGGACGCAGUAACUGCUGCUGCUAAUACUACCUCUAGAAGCCGCAGAUCUGGAACUGGAAGCCAUUUGCGCAACACUUGCUUUACUUGCUAGUGUCUCCUCGGCAAAUCUGGCAGCGGUCGUGAUCUGCCCACCCGAGCACUAGCUUCUUCUCUCUGCCGAUCCUCUGACCUUUCUUGGGUAGCAUCUUCGAUAACCUGGAGACCACAACGAAGCAGAUCCCGCCCGGCAGCAGCAAGACGGUCCUCCGGGGGGAAGGCGCCAUGACCUACUUCCCGGAGGAGGUGGUGGAGCACAUAUUCAGCUUCCUGCCCGCGCAGCGCGACCGCAACGCCGUCUCGCUCGUCUGCAGGGUGUGGUACGAGGUCGAGCGGCUCAGCCGCCGCGACGUCUUCGUGGGCAACUGCUACGCCGUGCGCCCCGAGCGCGUGGUGGGGCGGUUCCCCAACGUGCGGGCGCUCUCGGUCAAGGGGAAGCCGCACUUCGCCGACUUCAACCUCGUGCCGCCUGACUGGGGCGGCUACGCCGGGCCGUGGAUCGAGGCGGCCGCCAGGGGCUGCGUCGGCCUCCAGGAGCUGCGCAUGAAGCGGAUGGUGGUGUCCGACGAGAGCCUUGAGCUGCUUGCCAAGUCGUUCCCACGGUUCAGGGCCCUCAUCCUUGUCAGCUGCGAGGGGUUCAGCACCGAUGGGCUAGCGGCUAUUGCAAGCCACUGCAAGCUCCUGAGGGAGUUAGAUUUGCAGGAAAAUGAAGUGGACGAUAGAGGGCCAAGGUGGCUCUCCUGCUUCCCUGAUUCCUGCACAUCCCUUGCCUCCCUGAAUUUUGCCUGUAUCAAAGGGGAGGUUAAUGCUGGUGCAUUGGAGCGACUUGUUGCUAGGUCCCCAAAUCUUCGAAGUUUGAGGUUGAAUCGGUCUGUAUCAGUAGAUACACUCUCGAAGAUAUUAAUGCGCACCCCUAAUUUAGAGGACCUAGGAACUGGGAACUUGACAGAGGAUUUCCAGACUGAAUCCUAUCAAAGGCUGACUGUUGCAUUGGAGAAAUGCAAAAUGUUGAAGAGUUUGUCGGGCUUUUGGGAUGCCUCCCCUUUGUGCGUUCCAUGCAUUUAUCCUGUGUGUGCGCAACUAACAGGUUUAAACUUGAGCUAUGCUCCUACUCUUGAAUCUUCUGAUCUCACCAAAAUGAUCAGUCACUGUGUGAAGCUCCAGCGUCUUUGGGUACUGGAUUGCAUUGCAGAUAAGGGCUUGCAGGUGGUGGCCUCCACUUGCAAGGAUUUACAAGAACUUAGGGUAUUCCCAUCAGAGUUCUAUAUUGCUGGGUAUUCCCCAGUGACAGAAGAGGGACUUGUUGCAAUAUCCGUGGGUUGUCCAAAAUUGAGCUCAUUGCUGUAUUUCUGCCAUCAGAUGACCAAUGCUGCACUAAUUACGAUAGCUAAGAACUGCCCAAAUUUCACGCGGUUCAGACUCUGUAUUCUUGAGCCCGGGAAGCCUGAUGCCAUGACAAAUCAACCAUUAGAUGAAGGUUUUGGUGCUAUUGUUCGUGAAUGUGAAGGGCUGAGGCGGCUAUCGAUAUCGGGUCUUCUCACCGACAAGGUUUUCAUGCAUAUUGGAAGACAUGCAAAACAGCUUGAGAUGCUUUCAAUAGCAUUUGCCGGAGAUAGUGAUGUGGGAAUGAUGCAUGUUAUGGAAGGAUGCAAGAAUCUGAGGAAGCUGGAGAUUAGAGAUAGCCCGUUUGGUGACGCUGCACUCUUGGGGAAUGUUGCCAAGUAUGAGACAAUGCGAUCCCUUUGGAUGUCAUCGUGCACUGUCACAGAAAAGGGGUGCCAAGUCCUUGCGUCGAAGAUGCCAAUGCUCAAUGUGGAGGUCAUAAAUGAGGUAGAUGAAAGCAGUGAAAUGGAUGAGAGCCAUGGAGGACUCCCCAAAGUGCACAAACUAUAUGUGUACCGCACAAUUGCUGGGGCAAGGGAUGAUGCACCAGAUUUUGUUAAAAUCCUAUAGUGCAAGCUGGUAUCUUCUUGUUGUAAAAGAUGGUCGGCGGAAUCGGGCAAGAGCUGGGCCGCUGCGACAGUAUCAAGCCCUCCGGCUGUCUCCCUCAGCUCCCCUCCCCUUUGCAGGGCAGGGCAGGGCCAGGAAAAGCCACGUCGGUGGGCGCCUUAUCCUGGAGCAUCUCUGUCCAUCAUUCCCUUUUAGCGUCUGGUCAUAUGGCCAUCGCCUUUAUCCUGUGCCAUUUUCUUACGAGGACCACCAACCAACCAAUCAAACCUUUGUUUCUUUCUUUUUCGCCUCUUCUCUCUCUCUUUGUACUCCGUAGCAGUACCUAUCUCCUCCAUUUGCUUUUGACAUUGACACAGUAGAUUGUGCUGCUGCUGUUGCUCUUGUUGUAAUGUUUAUUAUUUGAACCUGAUCGGAAGAAACAUUUCGGGGACGAUGGCUACGUUUCUGGCUCCCGUGAAA